AUGGCCAGAGAUACUGAGAAGCUGGAUAGGGCAGCUCUGGCACCCUCUGGGCCCAUGCGCCCACCUCACGAUGAUUCCGAACAGCGUUUCCAGCCUAAGAGCUUUAGGUUCUGGUCCGUUAUCAUCAGUAUAUUCCUGGCCUUAUUCCUCGUGGCUCUCGACAGAACGAUCCUCGGAACGGCUACGCCGCAAAUCACCGAGGAAUUCCACAGUCUGGGAGAUAUUGGGUGGUAUGGAUCGGCCUAUCAGCUUACCACUGCUGCAUCUCAGCUGUUAUUUGGUCGAGUCUACAAAUUCUACGAGAUAAAGAGGACCUUUUUGAUAACUGUCGCCCUGUUUGAGAUUGGGUCCGUCAUUUGUGGAGCAGCCCCGAAUUCUAUAGUUUUCAUCGUUGGCCGUGCUAUCGCAGGUCUGGGUGGCGCUGGUAUCUUCUCAGGCGUCACCAUUAUCAUGAUCACCAUGGUACCCCUUCGAAAGCGACCCAUGUUUCAGGGCUUGUUUGGAACAAUAUUUGGGCUCGCAUCUGUCCUUGGUCCCCUAGUUGGUGGCGCUCUGACUGAUGCAAUCACGUGGAGGUGGUGCUUCUAUAUAAAUCUCCCUAUAGGGGCUGUGGCGGCCCUGUGUCUCAUCUUCAUCCUAGAGCCAUCGAGACCUUCGCAUCCACCAGCUACCAUAUGGGAACAGAUUCGACGCCUCGAUCCCCUGGGGACCUUCUUUUUCAUUCCUAGUAUUGUCACCCUCCUCAUAGCCCUACAAUGGGGUGGUUCGACUUAUGCUUGGAGCAAUUGGCGAAUCAUUCUGCUCUUCGUCCUAUUUGGGGUCCUUCUCUUUGCUUUCGGUGCCGUGCAGGUAUAUCUGCCAAAGACAGCCACCGUGCCUGUCCGUAUAAUUCGUAGGCGCAGUAUACUGGCUGCGACUAUCUUCAUGUUUGCAUUGGCAGGGUCGUUUCUGAUGGCCAUUUAUUACUUGCCUUUAUGGUUUCAGGUUGUUAAAGGCGCUACCGCGACACAAUCGGGAGUCUAUACUCUUCCCUUCGUCCUCAGCUUAGUAGUGGGCAGUACAUUGUCAGGCAUAUUCACGCAGAAGGUCGGCUAUUACGUACCAGCAAUGAUUGCUUCUCCAAGUCUUCUGGCUGUAGGGCAGGGCCUCAUGAGCACUUUCAGAGUGAAUGAGUCGUCAUCUCAUUGGAUCGGAUUUCAGGUCAUCGCUGGGUUCGGCCUUGGUCUUGGCAUGCAAGCAGCUAGUCUUGCUGCUCAAGCUGUCCUACCGAUGCCUGACGUUCCAAUAGGCAUUGCAAUUAUGUUUUUCGCCCAGCAAUUGGGCGGCGGUAUCUUCACCUCUGUCGGCCAGAAUCUUCUAAGCACGUACCUCGUCUCAAAUCUUCACAUUCCAGGUCUCUCUCCAGAUCAGAUUACGAGUGAGGGUGCUACGGACUUGGUGACAUCGGUGGCGCCUGAAUACCAGUUGACCGUGAAGACCGUCUACAACCAAGCUAUAUCUCAAAUAUUCCGGUGUGCCAUGGGUGUAGCACUUGUAGCUACCGCAGCAGCGCUGUUUAUGGAAUGGAAAAAUGUUAAGAAGACGGGACCUCCUCCGGGAGCCGGACCAGGUGCACGAACUCAGCCUGUCGACGACCUACCGAGUGAAGAAUCGUCUGCGCUUUUUAUUGAGUCGUCUCCAAAGUUAUCUUUAGACAACAACUCAGACGCUGGUAGGAAAGGAGGGAAUAUGAGAAUGAACGGUGCCAUAACUAACAGCGAGGAAUCUCCUACGUUCUUGGUCCCGAAAACUGGUUGCGAGCAUUGUGAGCAUUGUCGGCUUUCACGCGCGCUCACGUUGUCUCCUGAGCGACAAAGCACGUCCCAGCCUCUUCAAGCCCCUUCUAACCGCAACUCACGCUCACAAGCGCUGGCCCAUCAGAUGAACGCACCGGCCCCCGGAGCCCUCGAAGAAGCAGCUCGCCUCGCAGCAAUUGCUCGUGAAGCUGUAGCCCAGCUUGAAGAGCUAACACGGCCGUUUUCCACCAUUGGCGCCUCGAUAGACCAUCAUCCAGUCCAAAGUGUAUCCCGCCCUGAGCGCGCAUAUGUUCCACACAAUGUAUCGAGGCACAGAUCUCUCACAGCGCCUGAAAUACCACCGCGUAAGCUGAGAAGGGAGCCUACAACAGAAGAGCUUGUGGAGAACGCGCGACGUGUUUCGGCCCAGCUUGAGCGCGAAGAGAAGGAGGAAAGAACACGAGAAAUAGAAAGGCGGAAAGAAAGAGAUGAAACAGAGGGUAGACGUUCAGACCGGUCCUCUCGCCAAUUCUCAGCGACGAUAUUCAUGUCGUCGCCUCCACACAGCCCUACAUUCUCACCAAGAGGUGGAAGGUUCCCACCAAUCUCAUGA
Xylaria bambusicola is the source of this 2388-nucleotide messenger RNA. Its product is annotated as major facilitator superfamily domain-containing protein. The transcript is spliced from 4 exons. Gene Ontology annotation, biological process: transmembrane transport. Gene Ontology annotation, molecular function: transmembrane transporter activity. NCBI's taxonomy places the organism in Eukaryota, Fungi, Ascomycota, Sordariomycetes, Xylariales, Xylariaceae. Bases 1 to 2388 code for a protein of 795 amino acids. The record is from RefSeq and is a predicted model, not a curated record.